UUAUUUGCACUAGUACGUGUGGUUUCGCUACGAACAUACUACAUGCUGUGUUGGAUCAAUUAUGAAUGUUAAGAAAGCCUCGGAAAACAUUUGCUUUUAUUUGUGGGACCAUCUCUAUGCUAAUGGCGGAAAAACAAACACUGACACAAUGCCUGUAAGUUAUGUCACUUUUGGGAUCUUUGUUCUGACGUGUGUUCUCGGACUUUUAGGCAAUGGCAUUGUCAUCUACAUCACUGGUUUCAAAAUGAAUACGCAAAAAUCCAAAAUCUGGUUCCUCAACAUGGCUGUAGCAGAUUUUUUUUUCCUUUUGUGGUUGCCGCUCGAUGCAACCACUGCGAUAACAGGCAACUGGCCUUUUGGAUCCUAUGUAUGUAAACUUUAUCAUUUCUUUUCAACAUUCAACAUGUACUCGAGUAUUUUCAUCAUGACGGCCCUUAAUGUUGAUCGCGCCAUAUCAGUGGCCAAACCAUUGUGGCAUCACAAGUUCUUUACUCGAACCAUUUGUUACAGGACCUGCGCAUGUAUUUGGAUACUAACAGCUCUGGCUAGUCUUCCAGCGCCUUUUUUAAGUGCUAUAUAUACAAUAGACAAUCAAACAGUUUGCUCGUUGCUUAUUCUUGGGCAGGAUGAUCAGGAACAAUAUAACAGUGCUGCAAAAAAAAAUUUAUUUAGCUAUGCUGUGAGCAGCUUGUCAAUAUCUAAUACGACAAGCAAUACAAGCAAUGAUCAUGAGACAUUCAUCCGGUUUCCAAGUUUGAGAGAACAGUGUAUAGACAAUGAGUGUUGUGCUAAUGAAGAAACAGUUGCAAUAUGGUCUGCAUCGAUAUUUAAAACACUUUGUUUUAUCAUCUCUGUUGCGGUUAUUGGAUAUUUUAUCCCACUCUGUGUUAUCCUAAUCUCCAAUGGAGUCAUUGUUUGCCAGGUAUGGAAAUCUCAGUCAACAAAGACCUCCAAAUUAUAUCAAAUCACGGUUUCAGUGGUCCUGGUUUAUUUCAUAACAUGGACACCGCUGAUUAUCGCUUACAUUGUUUUCUUGACAGCUCUGUCCACUAUGAAUAUUGCACUGGUCUUUAAGGUUAGUGUGUUUUUGACUCUCUUGAAUAGCAUUGCCUAUACCAACAGCUGCCUAAACCCGAUUAUAUAUGUGCUGAUAGGCAAGCAAGCUCGAGAUCUGUUGUCAGUUUCCAUAAGGAGUUUCACAAAGACCAGCUCAAAGAGGAGCACCAAUGAGGGAACCGACAACACAGAGAAAUUAACACUGAAAAGUUCAUCCAAGGGCACUAAUGAGUGAAAACACAACAUGAUGUAAAUAUCACACCAAAUAGAAAUUAACAGUUUUACAAUUCACAUUCUAAGGGGGUUAUUAACUAAGCUUCCGAAUACCCGGAAUUUAGCCGAAUUCCGAAAAAUUCGUGAUUUUUUGUGUUAUAAUAGGCUUUAAAAAAAAAAUGUAUUAAACCCCGAG
Molecule: messenger RNA, 1465 nt
Organism: Xenopus laevis (African clawed frog)
Lineage: Eukaryota; Metazoa; Chordata; Amphibia; Anura; Pipidae
Product: C3a anaphylatoxin chemotactic receptor-like
Exons: 2
Coding region: 62-1291 (409 amino acids)
Source: RefSeq, a predicted model, not a curated record